AUGGGGACAAAAACCAAAAAACUCAAAAAGGGAGCAGCAGCUCAGUACAUCACGAGGAGCCAAGCCCUCAAGAAGCUGCAGGAACUUCCAGCAGCAGUGGACUUCAAAGUCUUGGAAACUUUUUCUCUUCUCUACUGCGGGCUGCUGCAAAGUGUUCUCUUCAAACUCUACAAGACGCAGCAGCUGCUGUACCCCCCCCGCUUAGCAGCAGCAGCAAAAGCUGCUGUUGCUGCUGCUGCUGCUGGCUCGCCCUUUGUUGCUUCUCACCGGCUGCAGCAGCCCGCCAGCAGGUUCCACUUGCUGCAGAUCGAAAAAGCCCCGCAGCCAGCAGCAGCAGCAGCAGCAGAGGGAAAAGGAGCAGCAGCAGCAGCAAAAGGAGCAGCAGCAGCAGCAAAAGGAGCAGCAGCAGCAGGAAAGGGAGCAGCAGCAGCAGCGGGAAAAGAAGCAGCAGCAAGGAAGCAGCACAAGGCGCAAGAGGAAGAGCAAGAGGACCAAGAAGCAACAAGCGUUGGCAGCAGCAGCAGCAGCAGCAGCAGCAGCAGCAGCAGCGGCUCCGAAGCAGAGGAGGAGACAGAAGGGGAGGUUGAAGAAGAGACAAAAAAGGAAAAGAAUGCAAAAGGAAAUAAAAUGAGCAGCAAAAAGAAAGAACGAGCAGCAGCAGCAGCAGCAGCAGCAGCAGCAGCAGAAGAAGAAGAGGAAGAAGAAGAAGAUGAAGAAGAAGCAGCAGCAGCAGCAGAAGAUGAAUCAGCAGCAGAAGAUGAAUCAGCAGCAGACAGCAGCAGCAGCGAAGAUGAAGACACAGAUGAGGAGACAGAAGAGGAGGCAGAGGAAGAAGCAGCAGAAGACAAAGCAAAGGCAUGCUGCUGCUGCAAUGUGCUGCAGCAAUGCGGCGAGGACUUAGCAGCAAAACGGGAACUGGUGCAGCCGCAGUGGGUCUUUGACUGCAUCAAUGCUUGUUUGCUGCUGCCGACUGAAGACUACAAACCCGGGAAGCAGCUGCCGCCCCACUUGUCACCUUUUGUAGAUGAUGAAGCUGAGGGUUACAUCCCGCAGCAGCGAGAGGUGAUUUGGAAGCUACAAAAGGCGAACAAAAAAGCAGCAGCAGCAGCAGCAGCAGCAGAAAACAACCAGGAGGAAGAGUCGGACAGUGAUGGGCAGCAGCGAAACCAGCGCCAGCAGCAGCAGCAGCAGCAGCGGCAGCAGCAGCAGCAGCAGCAGCAGCAGCAGCAGCACUUCACCGGCUCCUCCCCGCAAAUCGUAGGCCGCUCUCGCCAGCUUUGCCCCUCAACAGCAACAACAAUAACAGCAACAGCAGCAGCAGCAGUAACAGCAGCAGCAGUAACAACAACAGCAGCAGCAGCAGCAGUGACAACAGCAGCAGCAGCAGCAGCAGCAGCAGCAGCAGCAAGGAGUUUGCUUCGGCUUUGUUUGCAUGCAGGCGGAAGGAGGAAGCAGCAGAAGAAACUCUGA
Molecule: messenger RNA, 1470 nt
Organism: Eimeria necatrix
Lineage: Eukaryota; Apicomplexa; Conoidasida; Eucoccidiorida; Eimeriidae
Product: pescadillo family protein, putative
Exons: 5
Coding region: 1-1470 (489 amino acids)
Biological process (GO): ribosome biogenesis; maturation of LSU-rRNA from tricistronic rRNA transcript (SSU-rRNA, 5.8S rRNA, LSU-rRNA)
Cellular component (GO): nucleolus; PeBoW complex
Molecular function (GO): RNA binding
Source: RefSeq, a predicted model, not a curated record